Molecule: messenger RNA, 4797 nt
Organism: Spirodela intermedia
Lineage: Eukaryota; Viridiplantae; Streptophyta; Magnoliopsida; Alismatales; Araceae
Source: the annotation of a GenBank genome assembly
AUGGCGGCUAAUCAUCUGGACAAGAUCGGCGAGAAUGUUGAAAUCAUGCUUGGAAUCAGCGGCCCUUCGCAUUCGUCUUCGGCCUCUCUCCACGCGAACUUCAUGAGGUGAUUCUCUUCAUGCGUGAAGUUUAUUAGAAUUAAACUCUAGUUGCCAUCUUCCUAUUUCAUGUUGAGAGUCCUGCAUAUGUCAGUUUUCGGAGGAUGGGAAGGCCUAUUUUUUAUAAUAAUUUCCGGGGCUCCUAUCACCCUCGAUUUGAAUGUGAAUGGAACAGCUACAUCUACGAUGUGAUGAGAAAACAAUAAAAGAAAAAAGGAAAUAAAGAAGAGGUAGUAAAAGAGGGACGGAAAAAAAAUAAAAUGUUUCCUAGUGUAGUCGACUUAAGGGUAGACAAUUCAAGGAACAACCCAGUCGAGAAGAUAAGUCAUUAUAUCCCAAUUUUAAAAACUGGACCCCAAUUUUUACAGCUCUUAUUCGAGUUAUAGAUUACUGCAACUUUAUGUGGUGGUUAUGUUGUGAUUAUUUUCCAUUUCAGUGACUGUAGACCACACGAAGAGAGGAUAAAGUUGUCUCCACGGUCCUCCCAGCUCUCUUUCUGUGUAAGCUUCAUACUUUCUUCUAUUAUACACAAAAAUAACAGAUUUUUAUAUGGGGUGCUAGAAAAUAUGUGAAAUCUCCGCUGGAUAAUCAAAAUCACGGUAUAGGAACAUUACAGCAUCUGUCUAAUAGUCCAUGGAAUUGAAAUAUUCUAUGCCUUGUCCGGUGCUUGAGCUGUGUUCUUCCUUCACAUUUAAUUAUUUUAUUAUUUUUUCUUAUCUCAAAACACUUAUUUUGAAGAAAAAAAUUGUAUGGCCGCACCUUCGAUUCAUUUGGAUAAUCCAUGUAGGCUGGCUCCAAUACCACUGCAUUAGAAGAAACUUCAAAUCCAAAGGCCGUUCCAGUGCGUUUUAUAUUUUUGUGCAUCGAAAGCUAAGAUGGCAAAGUGAUAGUUGAAACUACAUGUCUUCAUUUCCUUAAUAAUUUCCAAUGAUAUUAAAAAACAGAAAAUUGGAUCUGCAUGAGAGAGAUUUUCCCUAAAAGUGGCAUUUUAUAUUACUUCUCGACUUUCGUAAAAAUAUUCUUGAAGAGCAAUCUUUAAGUAUAUAGUUUGGAAAAUUAUAGUGUCUAUUUUUUUUUCUCUCCUUAUGAUAUUUUCUCCCCUGUAAACCGUUUGAUCGAACCAUGAGCUGAUUCAUAUGUCAACUCAUGCAGUUCAUUGUCCAUGUGCUUUUAAAAUCUCUCCUUCAAACAGCGAUAAAACCAAAAAAAUAUAUUUUAUAGUUUUCAUAAAUGGCAUGGUCAAUUGAGGGUCCUAUGAAUCAUCUUUCUGGAUAUUUUUGGUAUAUAAUUUUAGUAUUUAUGAUGAAUAUAUUAUGAUUCGCCAUAUGAUUUUAGUUUAUGCAUUCUAUGCUUGAAGAGAUUGCUUAUGCGCCUUAGAUCUUUGGAAUUUGAAAUAUUGAAAUAUGUUUUCUAUGCUUUCUGCAGCCUGCUACAGAACUGGUCAAAGAGAUUGCAACUCUUGAGCUUGAAGUUUUACAUUUAGAACGAUAUCUUCUUUCACUAUAUCGGGAAACGUUUGACCAUUUCCAAGCCACCUCUCUGAUUAAAGACCAAGUCCGUAAGCUCCCCUCAAUAUGUGGGACAGGGCCUUCCAUAAGCCAAGGGGAGGAUAAAUCUAAACUAAUGAGUUUGCAUCUGCCAUCUUCUCUCCCUAACUCGGCCAAAAGCAAAUGGAACGAGUCACAGAGCAUUGAGGAUAUCCGUAGGAAGAGAGGGAUUGAAUUUCAAGACCUAUGCUGCAAAUCAAGUCAUAAUUUAGCUGAUUCGAAAGAUAUACGUGUUCCUGCGGCGGGAAAUAAUUCAACUGUAAGUGGAUACAUACUGAACCCCUAUUUUCAAUUAACACAAUAUUCCUUCAAUGUUGUUGAUCGUCGGGUUUCUGAGCCUAUAGGACCUGUGACCUGAUUUUUCGCUUCUUAGACAAAAAUAGGCAUUUUUUGUUCCCACUUUACAUGAGAGAAUGAAUAGUAAAUAUGUUGCAGCUGAUUCAAACUAGGGAACUCGUUGUUAAUGAGCUCUGUUCCUGCAGCCAUAUUUUUUACCUUUAUAUAUAUAUAUAUAUAUAUAUAUAUUUCUCUUAUUUCUAGCACUCUACUCUCCAUCGAAUUGAAAUCAACUAUUUAAUAUCUACUCUGUAAUGUUAAGUACCGACGUUGGGAACUAAGUUUUUUGUAGUUUUAUAGUUGACUGAUCCUUUAUCUGAAAUACGAGUCUAUAUCUGCCGUCAUUUAAGUUUUCCCCUGAAGUUUUGUAUCUGAAAAUGAGCCAUGUACUUUAUGUCAACUCAUACUCUAUCGGAAUGUGAUAAGAAAUGGAAAUAUUUUAUUGGAGAUCUCGUGGCGCUGGGAUGCACAGUUGGAUAUUUAAACACUGCAUGGUUCACUUUAGUAGUUACCAGAGUGUUUUGAUAAUUUAUUUGUUAUCCUUUUUGGUUUAUUUUUCAGGACUCCCCAACACUUUCUUCUGGUCGUCGCUGCCUUGCGGAAUAUCUUUGUUCUUCGCUAAUUGAUGGUGCUUCUGAAUCCCCUUGCAAACUCUCUGAAGAGAUAAUAAGAUGCAUGUCUUCGAUAUACAUUAAACUUUCUGAUCAGGCACCGCCUCAAAUAGACUCGUUUGCCUCACCCACGUCAUCGUUAUCAUCCUCAAGUGCAUUUUCUCUCCGGGAUACAAAUGAUCCUUGGAACCUAAUGUUUCGUGAUGGAGCUGCCAUCGAUUCUCGUCGCUCAGAAGUGUUGAAGAACAAGCAAGGUCCAUACACUGAACAGCUAGAAGUUCUGAAGCUUUGCGUAGAUGGCGAUAAAUUUAACUAUGCAGAAGCGAUGCUGCAACGUUUCAAGUGAGUAUCAACUCCAUUCCGUUGACUUGUAUGCCUAUUUCUUUUCUGUCUGCCCUAGUAUAUCUUUGUUAUCAUUUCCGUUGACUAAGGUCAUCAUAUAAUUGGAAAAUGGUCAUGGUGACUGCCCUAGUAUAUCCUUGGAUUCGCUCGAGGGACUGUACUUAUUGAUUUUAUGUGGGAAUAGACUUCAUGAGAUUUGGUUUUGUUCAGGUUGGGUUUAUGAAUGAAGUGAAAUCUGGCGUCGAUUCUCUAAAUGGGAAUGAUUAUGUUUCAGGUCUUUGAUCCAUCGCCUGGAGAAGGUUAACCCAACAAAGAUGGAGCAUGAGGGGAAACUUGCAUUUUGGAUCAAUGUUCAUAACGCCUUGGUGAUGCAUGUAUGUCUCUCCCCACCUCAUUUUUUCAAUCUUCCACCUCAUUUUUUUGAUAUCCGUGAUGAUACAUUUUCCAUUUUCUGCUCGUGAUAUGUUAUAGGCAUUUCUAGCUUAUGGGCUUCACCAAAACUAUAUAAGAAGCACAAGUACAAUCAUGAAGGUGGCCAGUUGACAACAAUAUUCACACGUUGCAUUCCAUUUUUAGCUUAAACUAGAAUAUGCUGACGUCUCAUUGAUCUUUCUCAUUCAGGCAGCGUAUAACGUUGGUGGGUCUUCUGUAAAUGCUUAUGUAAUUCAAAGAUCCAUUCUUGGAUGUCAACCACAUCGCCCUGGACCGGUAUGAUAUAUAUUCAUCGCUUCUUUUUGGAUUCCUUCGUUUUCGCGAUCAUUUGGGAGAAGCCAAAUCUCACUUCCGCGCUUCUUUUCAUUUCUAAGGCUGAUAAGACCAGGCCGGGCCUCCCCCCAUGUUCAACCAUAGAUUGAGUCCAUGUUAGGUCAUAGAUUGAGUUCAUUAUUGGAAAUAUUUCCAAAUUCAAAAUUUUAGAAACUAUAUUCACAAGGAACAAUUCACACGGCACUUUCUUGUCAUUUCUCGUAGAAAUAACGAUUUUUCAUAUUUUUACAGGAAAAAAAAACAGAAAAACACAUUGUGGUAGUUAAAUAUCUCUAAAACUAAUUGCUUGCAAAUGCCAUCAUUUUCCCUGAAUAAAUCUCACAGUUCUGGUUAAUAUUUUUGAACUUUAUGGAGGAAAAAAAGAUAAAAUGACAAUACAUAUUGGCUUUCUUCUUUCAUUUUUAGGGUAAAUUAAUUAAUAAUAAAAAAAUUAUUCUUUCAUUUUUGGUGUCGUUGCCGUUACACACUAUAAUCGAAUCUUUUAAUCUUUCAUCGUCAAAAUAGUUUUUUUACCGUAAAUUGAGCUGCAAUUCUUUAACUCUAUACUCAGAGGCUACAGAGCCUGUUUAUGCGAUCUGAGAAGUUCCACAAGCUUCACGAGAAGCACCCUUAUGCACUCAGUAAGAGGGAGCCAUUGGUCCAUUUCGCCCUUUGCUUGGGAGCUCAUUCCGACCCAGCUGUACGAAUUCCAAUCCUCCCUCUUUCCCUCCUCUCUCUCUCCUCUCUCUCUCUCUAACGCAAAAGUGGGCAAAGAGAUCUCAUUACCUGUUCUGCCCCUUGGCCGCAAAUAGGUCCGGGUCUUCUCGUCCAAGAACAUACUCAAAGAGCUUGAGCUCGCAAGGGACGAGUUUCUCCGCGCCAAGGUCUCAAUCCACAAGGAAACCAAGAUACUCCUGCCCCAGAUCCUGAGGCACUACGCCAAGGGCGCAUCCUUGGAUCUCCCCUCUCUCAUGGAGAUAGUCCACAACUCCAUGCCCGAGCCUCAGAAGAAGGCCAUCAAGAGAUGCGUCAGAGGAAACCCAGAGAAACGUAUCCAGUGGCUGCCACACAGAGCAAGUUUCAGGUACAUGGUACACCAAGAUCUGCUCAAAGAUUAA